CUUCCGGCAAUCCUAGAAAACGGUCAGGAUUUCAGCGUGAUGCCGCUCUAGGACUUUUGACAGCUCAUCUCAAUGGCCCCGCCGCCCUGGUUAUGGACUAGAGCGGCAUAAUCACGAACAAGCGGUUAUUUGCGACAUUUACCGGGCAACCAAAGCCCCAGGUUUCCUCCCACUUCACUAUGGGUUUCCUGGUGUGAUGUAGAAGAUUGGGCGACGUCGCCGGAAGCGGCAUUUGGAGACGAACCGGAAGCGAACGGCCGGUCUGCACCAGCCGGCUGAGUGACAGUGGUAAGCAAAAGAUGAGCACUCCCGGGAGCUCGGUGACCAACCGUGGACGGCGUUUCAAAUGGGCCAUUGACCUGAGCGGCCCAGGAAGUGGCAGUAGGGGUCGGAGUGACCGAGGCGGAGGUCAAGGGGACACCAUGUAUCCCGUAGGCUACUCAGACAAGCAGGUGCCGGACACGAGUGUGCAAGAGACAGAUCGUAUCUUAGUGGAAAAGCGCUGCUGGGACAUUGCCCUGGGCCCUUUGAAGCAAAUCCCCAUGAAUUUGUUCAUCAUGUAUAUGGCAGGCAAUACCAUUUCCAUCUUCCCCACCAUGAUGGUCUGCAUGAUGGCGUGGAGGCCCAUCCAAGCUCUCAUGUCCAUAUCGGCCACCUUCAAGCUACUGGAGAGUUCAAGCCAGAAGUUCCUGCAGGGUCUAGUGUACUUAAUUGGCAACUUUCUGGGGUUGGCCUUGGCUGUAUACAAGUGUCAGUCAAUGGGGCUGCUGCCAACUCAUGCGUCUGACUGGCUGGCUUUCAUCGAGCCCCCCGAGCGCAUGGAGUUCACUGGUGGCGGUCUAGUGUUGUGAUUCCUGGAGCCGGCUGCUGUAGGUGCCUGGGAAAUCAUCGCCGAAUACUGUUCUCCUUUCAAUGCACUGUUGGCGCCCACCAGCUCUAAGUAGGUUCUGUUCUGUUGAAGACCAGCUGUACAGACAGUAUCAAACAUGAAAGACUUGUUUCUACCAGAGGGUGGAGGGUAAGAGUCAUCUAGCCAGCUGUAUUGUCCCUUCCUCCAUAGUGCGUUGCUGCUGCCUUUGCCUGCCUGUUUUGUUCCAGUGUGAAUAAAGAUGUUUUAAAAUUA
Molecule: messenger RNA, 1123 nt
Organism: Sphaerodactylus townsendi
Lineage: Eukaryota; Metazoa; Chordata; Lepidosauria; Squamata; Sphaerodactylidae
Gene: EMC4
Product: ER membrane protein complex subunit 4
Exons: 6
Coding region: 300-851 (183 amino acids)
Biological process (GO): protein folding in endoplasmic reticulum
Cellular component (GO): EMC complex
Source: RefSeq, a predicted model, not a curated record